AUGACAACUACCAGCAUUAUCAAUGUUCCACAUCUGGGGGGCAUUGAGGCGGCCUAUCAAAUGCCCGAGGCCUAUGACUCGAACAAGCCAACGCUGGUACUGGUCAACGCUUUCACAACAUCUUCUGAGCUUUAUCGAGCUCAGUUCAGUGACUCGAGAUUGACCGAUCAGAUGAAUUUGGUUGCAAUCGAGUUACUGGGUCAUGGACAAACUCGUACUGCUCGUGAGCAGUGGACAUACUGGGAUACCGCGGAGAUGAACUUGCAGGUUUUGGAUGCAUUGAAGGUAGAUCGGGCAUUCGUCCUGGGCACCAGUCAAGGUGGAUGGGUCACCGUUCAAAUGGCUCUCCUGCGGCCGGAGAAGAUCCUGGGGGUUAUUCCUCUGGGGACCUCGAUGGAUAGCGAAUCGGAUCGAAGUCGUAAACUGGAAUGUUGGGAUGGCCCGGCAAUUGUUUCCAGCUUUGUGGCACAGUGGGCAUCUAGCCAAGGUGAUCCCAACUUCGAACCGGACGACAGCUAUUGUAACGCGUUGAUCAACAUCGGGUUCAAUGAAUGCUCGGAUGAAACUCGGACUUUCUGGCAGUCGACUCUAAAAUCCACAUAUCGUGGAGAGGAGGGUCGACGCCGGAUUCGCAUGGCCGCGAUCAACUUAGCCGAGCGUGGGGGGCUUCACCUGCGACUUUCAGACGUUAAAUGCCCCGUCAGAUGGCUACACGGAACCAAAGAUGCCGUAUACUCAGUGGCUAAUGCGAAAGAGGAGAUUGAGAUGUUCGUCAACUCGUCGGAUGCACAGUUAGUCCCAGUGGAGGGAGGCGCCCAUUUUUUGAACUGUUCUCAUCCGGCUGAGGUAAAUCAAGCCAUUUUGGAAUUCGUGGGCAAAUACAAGUAG
This is a messenger RNA of Penicillium cosmopolitanum, 888 nucleotides long. RefSeq names its product alpha/beta fold hydrolase. The transcript is spliced from 3 exons. Lineage: Eukaryota; Fungi; Ascomycota; Eurotiomycetes; Eurotiales; Aspergillaceae. The record is from RefSeq and is a predicted model, not a curated record. The coding region runs from base 1 to 888 and encodes 295 amino acids. Gene Ontology annotation, molecular function: catalytic activity.